This is a messenger RNA of Gastrolobium bilobum, 645 nucleotides long. RefSeq lists its product as uncharacterized. Gene Ontology annotation, cellular component: endomembrane system. The transcript has 2 exons. The record is from RefSeq and is a predicted model, not a curated record. The coding region runs from base 153 to 464 and encodes 103 amino acids. Lineage: Eukaryota; Viridiplantae; Streptophyta; Magnoliopsida; Fabales; Fabaceae.
UUGAGAAGGUGUGGUUUUGAAAGGUGGAACUUGAAAAGCAAGCAAAGCAGAAAUCAAUGAACAGAAGCAGCUCAUGUUUAUUUCAUCAAUCCCCGAAAACCACAGCUAAAUCUGAAUCUUGAAGAGAGAGAGAGAGAGAGAGAGAGAGAGUAAUGGCGUACGUAGAUCACGCGUUCUCGAUUUCGGACGAGGACAUAAUGAUGGAGACAUCGUACACGGUGAGCAACAAGCCCCCCAUUAAGGAGAUUGGACUUGCCGUUUCUCUUCUCGUCUUCGGAACCCUAGGCAUCAUCAUCGGAUCCCUCAUGGCCUAUAACCAUGUCGGCGGCGACAUAGCUCACGGUCUCUUCUUUGCUGUACUGGGAACAAUCUUGUUCAUACCGGGUUUCUACUAUACGCGGAUUGCAUAUUAUGCUUACAAGGGAUACCAAGGGUUCUCUUUUUCUAACAUACCUCCCGUAUAGCUAGCUGUCUCAAAUAGCAUCCUUUUGUAUAGAUAUUCCUUGUUUAUACUUUUUUUGCCCUUUGUUUUCUUUUUGUUUUGCCUGACAACUAAUGUGUAUUUAUAUUGUAUGCAGUUGCUCUGAACGAUUAAUGUUACUAGUGCUAAGAUUUUGUUUUGUUAUACGGAAUCAAUCUUCCUGC